AGUAUGGCGGAUCGAUAGGUUGUUUUGUGUUCAGCGGUUGUGUGUUGAUAUCCGUUAGAUUGUUUCUGUGAUUUGCGCGCUUAAUUUUAACAAUGCCAUCCCGAGGAGAGGAUAUCCUUAAAGGCUUUCAAGUUAAUUGGAUGAAUUUGCGCGACGCCGAUAGCGGGAAGAUACUGUGGCAAGGCAACGAAGAUUUAUCUGUACCUGACUUCGAGCACGAGGCGCGCGUACCAAAGAAGAUAUUGCGAUGCCGCGCGGUAUCGAGAGAAAUCAAUUUCAGUUCAGCCGAGCCGAUGGAAAGGUUUCGAUUGGAGCAAAAAGUUUUGUUCAAGGGUCGUUGUUUGGAAGAAUGGUUCUUCGAAUUCGGUUUUGUCAUUCCCAACAGCACCAACACGUGGCAAAGUUUGAUCCAAGCCGCGCCGGAGAGUCAAAUGAUGCCAGCUAAUAUAUUGAACGGCAACGUCGUAAUAGAAACGAAAUUCUUCGACGAUGAUCUGUUAGUGUCUACCAGUCGAGUCCGUCUCUUCUACGUGUAAGAUAAUUUCCAAAAAAAAAAAAAAAACGGUCCUUGGAAUUUUACGCAAUGGGACCAAUAAGUACAACCGGAC
Messenger RNA from Pseudomyrmex gracilis, 608 nucleotides. It is a transcript of the gene PrBP, whose product is annotated as retinal rod rhodopsin-sensitive cGMP 3',5'-cyclic phosphodiesterase subunit delta. The transcript is spliced from 4 exons. The coding region runs from base 93 to 536 and encodes 147 amino acids. Gene Ontology annotation, cellular component: cytoplasm. Lineage: Eukaryota; Metazoa; Arthropoda; Insecta; Hymenoptera; Formicidae. The record is from RefSeq and is a predicted model, not a curated record. Gene Ontology annotation, biological process: sensory perception of light stimulus.